UGGGAGCGAAGGGGAACCGGCAGAAACCGCGUUCAUAUUCUUUUUAAAAAAAAAUGAAACUAUUGUGCUUAUACUUGGUUAUGCUAGACGAUUUAUUCCAGAACAGUUCUUUCAGAACGUGAUACUUCAUCGAGAGAGUUUUAUCUACUACCUCCGUUCCGGUUUAUAAGGCCUCUACCAAAUUAUGGGUGGAAAGAAGUAUAGUACAAGUUAAUUGGAUAAAAUUAUAAAUUAUAAUGCUACAAAGUUUCAAAUUCAAUUCAUACAUGGAGGAACAAAAGGCAGGUCGUGCAAGAAGGAACAAAAGUUUGCGGUAUCCAAAUCUACGCUGGAGAAUUGGGAUUGAGACAAACAAAGUAGCUUCCUUAUGUCCGCUGAUCUCCUGAUUACUCCAUGCACAAGAGACAACAACAUAACCUUGUCAUUUGCAGUGCGUCCCAUUUCUUUAUCCUAGAAACUCACACCAUUCAAAUACCUACAAAACCCACCACAUUGCCACAGACGGCAUGCACCAUUCUUCACAAUGCGCGGCAACUUCUGCAACCUCACGAUCCUGCUCUUAGCGGCGGCGUCCGUCCUGCCCGCGGCAGCGGCAGCGGACGCCGUCGACAUUGCUAUCUACUGGGGCCAGAACGCCAGCGAGGGCACGCUCGGCGACACAUGCGGCACGGGACUCUACGCCUACGUCAACCUCGCCUUCCUCUCCACCUUCGGCGCCGGUCGGGCUCCGGUCCUCGAUCUCAGCGGCCACUGCGACGCCCCCUCGGGCACCUGCGCGGCCCUGGCCAGCGACAUCGCGUCCUGCCAGUCCGCGGGCGUCAAGGUGCUGCUCAGCAUGGGCGGCGGGCUCGACGACGCCGGCGCGCCCGGAUACAACCUGUCCUCGCCCUCUGACGCGCAGCGCGUGGCCGCCUACCUAUGGGACAACUUCCUCGGCGGCACCGGUGAAUCCCGGCCGCUGGGGGACGCCGUGCUCGACGGCAUCGACUUCGACAUGGAGGCCCCGUCCAGGUACUACGACGACCUCGCCAGGAACCUGACGUGGCUCUACAAGGGCGCUGCCACGGCCACGCCCACGGGGGUGGAGAAGAAGAACAAGGCGUACCUGCUCACCGCGGCGCCGCAGUGCCCGUUCCCGGACGCGUCCCUGGGCGGCGCGCUCGGCAUGGGGCUCUUCGACCACGUGUGGGUGCAGUUCUACAAUAACCCGCCGUGCCAGUUCGCCGCGGACGCGAGCGCGCUGCAGAGCGCGUGGCAGCAGUGGACGGCGGCCUUGCCGUCGGCGACCGUGUUCCUCGGUCUGCCGGCGUCGCUGGAUGCCGCCGGCAGCGGGUUCGUCGACGCCGACACGCUCGUGUCGCGGGUGCUGCCGCUGGUGGAAGGCGCGCCUAACUACGGCGGCGUCAUGCUGUGGAGCCGCUCCUACGACAAGGAUUCUGGAUUUAGCGUCAAGCUGCAGGCCAACUUACAAAACAGGAACACAGGGAACGGCACAUCAUCAUACAGAAAAAGAAUCUACACCAUAGUAGGAGUCGUCGCUGGCACAGUCCUGCUGCUCCUGCUUCUUACCACUUGUUUCCUGUGCCAUAAGAAAUACCGUAGCUCGUCGCCUCCUGAAGAGGGAUCAACGACACCUCCAAAGACAGAACAAUUCCAGCAAAAGCUGAUACCCCAACAUCCGCAAAGAUACACUUACUCAGACAUCCAAAGGAUGACCAAAACCUUCGCUCACAAGCUGGGCCAAGGCAGCCACGGCGACGUUUACAGAGGCAGCCUCCGAGAUGCGCGCCAGAUCACGGUGAAGGUGCUGAAGAACUGUAAAGGCAGCGACAAGGACUUCGUGAACGAAGUUGCUAGAAUCGGCGGAAUUUCUCACGCCAACGUCGCUCCUCUGCUGGGGUUUUGCUUGCAGGGGCCAACAAGAGCUCUGAUAUACGAGUACAUGCCCAAUGGCUCGCUUGAAAGCUAUGCCCUCAACAAUAACGAGGAGGACUCCGUAGAGGAGAACUACUCUCUAUGGCUGUACUGGGAGAAGCUGUUCGACAUUGCGGUGGGUGUCGCGCAAGGGCUAGAGUACCUCCAUGAAGGGAUUGGUGAUAAUGACGUGCAUAUCAGUGUCAAGCCCCGGAACAUCUUGCUGGAUCAGGAGCUAUGCCCAAAGAUUUCUGAUGUUGGUGUGGCGAACCUAUGCUUGUUGAAAGAAAGCAAGACAUCUCACGAUGUAAGGGAGAGAGAUGGAUAUGAUGCACCUGAGUCAGUAUCCAGGAAAUUUGGUGCGGUCAGUAGCAAGUCUGAUGUGUACAGCUACGGUGUGAUGGUCCUUGAGAUGGUUAGAGCGAAAAGGCACGUCAAGGUUGGUGCUGACACUACCAGCAAGUAUUUUGCUCAGUGGCUCUAUGAGCACUUGGAUCAGUUUUGCAACAGCAUCUCUGACAUCAACGGCGACACGAGAGAUCUUGUGAGGAAGAUGAUUAUAGUCGGGCUGUGGUGCGUGCAGGCAGCACCUAUGAGUCGGCCAUCAAUGAGCAGAGUCAUUGAGAUGCUAGAAAGUAGCAGCACAGACCUGGAAUUGCCAAGAAGAAUCUCUUGAAGCGUAAAAGACAUGGUUGCAUACAUUGUUGAUUGUUCAUAUUAUCGGAAGUAGGGCGUGUAUGCUGUCGACCUGGUUUUGGAUCUGUUUAGUGUUGAAUUUGAGGAGAGCACAUAAGUAGCUGAUUGUCGUUUAAAAGUAGUACUCUCUCCGUUCCAUAAUUCUUGUCUCAAAUUUGCUCCGAAAUGGAUGUAUCUAUUUCUAAAAAGCGUCUAGAUACAUGUGAAAUUUCGAGCAAGUACUGCCAACU
Messenger RNA from Brachypodium distachyon (stiff brome), 2840 nucleotides. RefSeq names its product LEAF RUST 10 DISEASE-RESISTANCE LOCUS RECEPTOR-LIKE PROTEIN KINASE-like 2.5. The transcript is spliced from 3 exons. The record is from RefSeq and is a predicted model, not a curated record. The coding region runs from base 524 to 2590 and encodes 688 amino acids. Gene Ontology annotation, molecular function: ATP binding; chitinase activity; protein kinase activity. Gene Ontology annotation, biological process: protein phosphorylation; carbohydrate metabolic process. NCBI's taxonomy places the organism in Eukaryota, Viridiplantae, Streptophyta, Magnoliopsida, Poales, Poaceae. Gene Ontology annotation, cellular component: extracellular region.